CCUAUGCCUAGCUCUGUGCAGAGAGGUCCGUGUGCAGGAAGGUACUCCCCUGGCCCGCCUUCACAACCUUCACCUUCACGACAGCGAGCAGGAGGGCAGCCAUCGAACGAAGGUGAAGAGGUAGGCUGACAUCAGGAUGGGCGACGAGAAGAAGAGCGUCGCCAUCGUGGGCGCGGGCAUCUUUGGCCUGUCCUUGGCCGUGGCGCUGUGCGAGAGAGGGCACACUGUUACGGUCUUUGAUCGGAACCAGUACGACGACAACGGGUACUCGCCCGACGAGGACGGCGUCCAGGCUGCCUCAGUGGACCACAACAAGAUUCUCCGAGCAUCGUACGGCAGCAAGCUACACUACCAGCGCCUCGCCAUGGAGAGCCGGCAGGCGUGGCUAGACACGGACAAGGCGAGCGAGGACGGGCGCCUCCUCUUUGAUCCCUGCGGCAUGCUCCGCGUCCAGCCAUCGUCGGAGCUAAGUGCCCUCGAGCGCGAGACACUGGCCAACAUGGAGCGCGACGGGCUGCGCGACACUCAAUUCGUCAAGAGCAAGCCCGACGACCGCAAACGAGCACAAGAGCAAGGAUGGGAGGCCAAGCUGCUCGAGUUUGCGAUUCCCGAUCGCGCUGAUGGAGCCACUUUCGAGGCUGUUCUGGACUCCCUGGCGGGCUUUGUCAAGUGCAGCAAGGCGUGCGCUCACUUCCACCAGCUCAGUCAGUCCAAGGGAGUCCAGUUCGUCUUUGGCCCGGAAGAGGGUGCCUUUGACAGCCUCGUGCUCGACGACAGAAAAAGAGCGAAGGGACUCAGAACGAAAGAUGGCCAGGUGCACCCAGCAGAUGUCGUCGUCGUGGCUGCUGGGUCAUAUUCGACCCAAGUCCUGCCCGAGCUGGGCUACCACCUCGAGUCGUCCGCGGGCAGCCUGGCGACGUUCAAGAUUGACAAGAAGGACAAGACAAUGUGGAAAAAAUACUCACCAGAGAGGUUUCCUGUCAUUACAUGGAAGAGCACCCCGCGUGAUCCUGCUGGAAAGGACACGGGAAGCGUCUAUGUGCUACCGAGGACGGACGAGGGGCUGGUCAAGAUUGGCUACCGUGGCAUCAAGUUCACCAACUUCCAACCGACACCAAGGGAGGCGCCAUUCAGCCAGGACGGCAAGUGGUCAGUGCCCCUGCCACCCGCAGAGAGCGUCUGCCUGCCCCAGUCGGCCGACGAGGCCAUUCGCCAAUUCGUCGAUGUCUUCUUGCCAGACUUCAAGGGCUUGCCAUACCAUUCAACCAGGCUCUGCUGGUACACCGACUCGCUAGACAAUUCCUUUGUGGUCGACUACGUGCCCACGUUUGCCGACCGUUCGGUGUUUGUAUGCACAGGAGGCAGCGGCCACGGCGCCAAGUUCCUCCCCGUCCUCGGCCAGCACGCUGCUGACAUUCUCGAGAACGGCGACGCAAGCAGCUCCUUCAUGCGGCCCCACUGGCGCUGGCGGCCCGAUGCAAAGCGCUCAAACGGGCUCGAAGAAGGUCCGGACGGGCCUCGUGAGAUCUCAAAACAUGAUAGAAUGUGCAAAUGAAUCUGAAUCAAUGCUAAGUAGGGAGGCAG
Acaromyces ingoldii is the source of this 1584-nucleotide messenger RNA. Its product is annotated as FAD dependent oxidoreductase. The transcript is spliced from 4 exons. The coding region runs from base 137 to 1555 and encodes 472 amino acids. The record is from RefSeq and is a predicted model, not a curated record. Gene Ontology annotation, molecular function: sarcosine oxidase activity; flavin adenine dinucleotide binding. NCBI's taxonomy places the organism in Eukaryota, Fungi, Basidiomycota, Exobasidiomycetes, Exobasidiales, Cryptobasidiaceae.